This is a messenger RNA of Scatophagus argus, 2654 nucleotides long. It is a transcript of the gene ptger4c, whose product is annotated as prostaglandin E receptor 4 (subtype EP4) c. Gene Ontology annotation, biological process: inflammatory response; negative regulation of inflammatory response; adenylate cyclase-activating G protein-coupled receptor signaling pathway. NCBI's taxonomy places the organism in Eukaryota, Metazoa, Chordata, Actinopteri, Scatophagidae. Gene Ontology annotation, cellular component: plasma membrane. The transcript is spliced from 2 exons. Gene Ontology annotation, molecular function: prostaglandin E receptor activity. The coding region runs from base 108 to 1553 and encodes 481 amino acids. The record is from RefSeq and is a predicted model, not a curated record.
UUUUGCAAUUAACGGUUUCAUUUUGGGUAGCGUUUCUAUAUUUCCAGAGCAAGGUUUCUAAACAUCACAGAAAGUUCCCGGACGCGUGUGCACUGCUGGUGUGAAUAAUGAUCAACGACACUCUUCCCUUUGGAGAACUGGACAUCAAUUUUUCUGCCAAAUCAAUCAGCCAAAACCACAGUGGGUUCCCUGCGCUCAGACUGGAGUCAAAGUCUCUGGUCACUUCAGCCACGAUGUUUGCCGUGGGAGUCCUGGGGAACCUCAUCGCCAUAGUUGUGCUGUGUAUCUCCAAAAGGGAGCAGAAGGAAACCACUUUCUACACCCUGGUCUGCGGGAUGGCCAUCACAGAUCUGUUGGGGACAUGCUUCACCAGCCCGGUGGUGAUCGCCACAUAUGUGGCCAGCCGCUGGCCGGGAGGAGUGUUGCUCUGCCACUUCUUCUCCUUCUCCAUGUUGUUCUUCGGCUCGGCCGGGAUGUCCAUCCUGUGCGCCAUGGCUGUGGAACGAUACCUGGCCAUAAACCAUGCGUACUUCUACUCCCAGCACAUAGACCGCACAAUGGCUCGCUUUGCGCUCUUGGUCGCCUACCUGGUCAACAUUGUGCUCUGCAUUAUGCCGAGUUUUGGCUUCGGGAAACAUGUCAGUCAUUUUCCCGGGACUUGGUGCUUCCUGGACUGGAGAGCGAAAGAUCCGCUCGGGGCCUGCUACUCCUUCCUGUACGGCAGUGUGAUGCUGGUGCUGAUCGCGGUGACGGUUCUGUGUAAUUUGGCGGUGUGCAGGUCGCUGGUGGGGAUGAACCAGAAGACAGGAAUAGUCAGGACGGAGUUGUGCGAGCCGGGAGGAUCACGUCGCCGUUUCCCCCGGCUGCAGUCUGUCACCUCAGCGGCGGAGAUCCAAAUGUUCUGGCUUCUGAUCUUCAUGACCAUUGUUUUCCUGGUCUGCUCCAUCCCUUUGGUGGUGCGGAUCUUCGUGAACCAGUUAUACGAUCCUGCUUAUGUUUCUGCUGGAGGGAAGCCUGACUACCGGAGGGACCUGUUGGCGAUCCGUUUCGCUUCAUUUAACCCCAUACUAGACCCCUGGGUGUACAUUUUGUGCCGGAAGAACCUGCUGCUAAAGGGCUGCGAGAAGCUUAAGAGGACUGUGGCCCGAAUUAAAGGAGGUCGUGGUGACAACACUGGCUGGGUAGGAGGCCAACACUCCCCACCGUCUUUAAACAGCAAUGACACCAGUUGCGCGUCUUUGCGCACAGCCAGCUACAGGAACGAUGUGGAACACCAGGUGUCCAUCAAGAAUAAAUCCUUUACGGACUUCGCAAUGAGGCGAGCGUGGGAGUACGACACCGCCCGGGUAGACUUUCACCCGUUCAGCGUCGAAUCGACUGCGAUCAUCGGCUGUGAAGAGGAAGUAGGAGCUGAAUCCAAACAGACAGUAGCGGCCAAGUCGUCCCCAGGACGCAGCGCCACGCCGCUGCGCUCUGAGCACGUUCGACGAGUGGACAUCGUCACCUGCACGUUCAGUACACCCAGUUCAUGCCAGUCAACUAAAUGCCUCUGAUGGACAUUUGUUGUCCACCACAGUUUCGAAAUGUUUCAGCUGCUGCUUCAGCUACACAACAAACCGGUACUUUGAGAGAAAAACGGGCGCUGCCAGUGACACACACGACGCUAGCAGUUAGCACUUCUAUGUUUUUGAACCGCCAAAGAGCCAUACCAGCUCAAAUGAAUGAAACACUUGAAACACUUAGCGACUAACUGUAACUGAACUCAUUUCAACAUUAGCACUCUCUCACACCGCUCCCUUAUGUGAUUUAACCUACGGCAAGAGACAUCUCAGUUUGAUUUUAAUUUUAAUGUUCCACUUGAGGAGCCAACACAAGAACAACAGUUGACUGUGCAGAAUGCAGUUUUACAUGUCCAACAAAUUCUUCUUCAUAUCAGUCAGAAUACUGUACAUCUGCAUUAAGGUGACACCAGGAAAAACAAAAAGCCUCAGCCUACUGCAGCUUUAAGUUGCAUGUGGAAUUGUUUGUGCAGUGAACUUGGGGAACACUGAGGGACAUACUGGGGUCACCGCAGUCACUAUGGGUGCUGCAUACAAAAACAUCUUUGUCCCAGAGUCCAAUUGCAAAUUACAGACAGAUCUGGUUUGCUCUAUAUUAACACCUUUGCUGAAAGUACACGGGCAGGACAUUAAAUGAAGUUUGUAGUGAUGAUUUCCAAAUGUGGAAAUUUAUAUAAAAUAUAAUCAUACCCCAUGGGUACAAAAAACAACACAAAACUAAACAAAAAAACAGAAACGUGAGUGAGUUUGAUACUCUGUGAAUCCAUAUGUGCCCGUUAUACGUUAUAAAUUGUGUUGUUGUGGUUACAAUUUAUUUCAUACUUUUCUAAAAAAUCCACAUGCUGCUAAUUUACUCUGUGCCAUUGAACAGUGUUGCACGAUGGAGGGAAAACUGAAUGUAGACCUUUUGAAGUCUUUUUUUUUAUAUAUAUAUAUUGCACAUUCGCAUAUAAUGUUUUGACAUCUGCAGUUGUAGACAGUCAGUGUAAACAUAUCACCAUUUGAAACAAGAAAAAAAAAUCUCUCUUACUGUAGGCUGUAUGAUUUGUGGUGUUUGCUGGAUGUGUUGAUGGAGAGAAAUAAAAGGACACCAAA